UCAUACUGCAAAAGGGCUCUUGUUGCAUUCGUUUGUUCUUCAAAAGUUUUUUCUUGUUUACCCCAGUUUUUCUUAACUUUUCGGGCUUAAAAUUAUGCGUAGGUUAAGUUGAUAGGCGAAAAAUGCUUCCAACGAAUAUCUGUCGAACCUGUGCUCAGCAAGAUGGACGUUUACUGCCCUUAUCCACUUGCCUGGAAAAAGACGCCUCCAAAAGUUUCUACGAUGUGCUCCAGGAACUUACGCAAAUUAAUCUCCAGCGAGAGAGCUUGGAUGACAAUCUUCCACAGCAAUUGUGCACCGAUUGCUGGACGAGAUUGGAGAAUGCCCACGCCUUUGUAGAGCAGGCCAGAAAAGUCAAUAAGGAGCUGCUGGUUCGCCUGAGGGAGUGUUUGGAUGAAAUACCCAUCGAUAUUCCUCAGGAGCAGAACAUUAAGACAGAGGUAGACCUUGAGGAUGAUGGCAAGUCAGAGGUGGACAUAGGUUCCACAGGAUUGGCGGCUUUGGAGCUUAAAUGGCAGCCAGAAAGCGCCAGCGAGGAGGAAUUCGUUGAUGCAGCAGAAUCUGAUGAGGAACCAGUGGAUAAGAAGCCCUAUCAUUUACGGCGUAGUUCUCGGAAAGUCAAGCAGCCUGUGGAGAGUGAAAAUGAGGAUGUUAAACCAACAGAACCAUCGCCAGUCAAACGCCGAAGAGGACGUCCACCGGGACCGGCCAAAAACCUAACGAUGACCAAUGAUGGCCGCCAUGAAUGCGGAGUGUGUGGCAAAACCUUCUCAUGGUUCCGCGACAUGCAGCGUCACGCCAGAAUUCACUUCGAGAAGGCCUCAUACGUGUGCGAUACUUGUGGAAAAGGAUUCCUGCGCAAAGACAAGUACAUGUUCCACAUCCGCUGUCACGAAAAACGAGAGUCCAAAUGGAAGGCUUUACAAAUGGGAAACGAAUGGCGAUUUGCCGAGCGUCUGUACAGCUCCGGUAGAAUGAAGAGAAUCGAGUGCAAGUUGUGCGGAUUACAUUGCCAGCGACUGGAGGAGCUUAGAUUUCAUCUAAGAGGUCAUGCGGAUGUGAAGACCCUAGUCCACUUAAGAAACGAUAGUGAUGUGGUCAGAGAGCACUUUCCUGAUUUGCCUUGCGAUUUGGAAAUCGUCAAGCAACAGAUCUGCGCUGAUAUCGCCGAAGGAAACACGGAAAAGUUUGCCAGCGUUGUGAAUUUCCACGGCUAUGAAGUGGGAGUCAGUGAUUCCGAUGCAGAAUGUGACAGCACAGAGGCGAAAUAUCACUGCUUCGUAUGCAACCUCUCCUUCACCCGCAAACAUCGCUUAGUGAGGCACACCCUAGAGAAUCACUCAGAAUCGCCUUCAACGCUUCCCUGGCAGCGGUGUAGUUCCUGUAAAAUAGGCUUCCUCUGUUCAACUCUGUACAACCAACAUCUAAGCACCCAUUGCCACAACAAAGCGAGGCGAUAUCACUGCCCUAAAUGUCCUGGAAAGUUUAUGUGGCCGGAAAACCUGCAGAGGCACGCGUGCUCCAAUUCGAGAGAAAAAGAGUCUAUGACCAAGCAGAUAUCUUGCUCGCUAUGUGAUGCCACGCUUCCCAGUUUGGCGCAACUUCGCAUUCAUCUCACCACCCACCAGCAUGAUUUAAAUGGGAUUAGUUCAAAGUACGAUUCCUCAUUCUUCCAGUCGUUUUAUCCGGAUGGUUUGACGUGCUCUCCCUCGGAUCUGGCUGCUCGUAUAGCUGAAGACUUUGAGGUCCAGGACUUUGAUCGCUACUACAACGCCUGUACGGGAAGCGGUCAAGAGCUGGAUCUAUUUGAUUCGGAAACGGAGCAGGCCGAAGAGGAGAAACCCACGCACACCUGUCUGUUGUGUGGAGCUGUAGCGAACACAUUAACGAGCCUGCUGCAGCACCAAAAGAGCUUCCAUUCUGAAGCAACUGAGCUGCCAUGUUCAUGUGAGGACUGCGCUUCUGGUUUCGUGAGCAAGGCACUUCUUGAACAACACCGAAGACGCAUGUGUGCCAAGAAACACUCACGGUUUCACUGUCAGAGUUGCAAUCUCCGAUUCGUUUGGCAGAUCAACUUUGAGCAGCAUCUGAAGACAUACCAUGAAGAAAGGAAAGAUGCAGAUCAGCUGAGCGGCAUGCUCAGUUCUUCGUCCGCAAAGCUGCAGUGUGACGAAUGCGAGAAGGUAUUCAUCUGGCAUAAAGAUCUCACCCGUCACAUGCGAUUGCACCAACCUCAAUCAGCGGCACAGUUCGACUGUCCGCAUUGCCAUCGUAAGUUCCACCGAAAGGAUGGCCUAAAGUCCCACCUAAAAGUUCAUGCUGGAGAGCCAGAUCACCUAAAUGAGCGGGGUACAACUGCCAAUAAUGUUCUAGAAAUAACUCUGUCAAGACUUAGUCGGCCCCAUGGUUGCAAGGUGAUUCAAUGCAUGAUCUGCCUUUCCCGGCACUCAAGGAUCAGUGAUCUGCGCACCCACCUGAGUUCACAUCAAUACGGAUUGAACUUUUCCGAAGAGAGAGAUAUUCCCAGUGCCUCAAGAGCCUUUUACCCAGAACUUGCAACUUCCUUGAACAGAGAUGAACUUGCCGGGAGGAUUAUGGCUGAUGUGGAAAUGGAAAGGGAUUUGGAUCGAUUUAUUUCCAUUACCAACGAGGCUGGCAUGGAGCUAAAUCUCGACAGCAGCGAAACUGAUUCUGAAUCCGAGCAGGAGGCGGACUUCUCAGCCAAAACCUAUGCCUGCAAUCUAUGUACCUCGGUGGUGGAAAGAAAACAUCAACUGUUUGCUCACCAACUGGAGGAGCACAAGUGGGAGGAGGCGUUCCUUGUUUGUUCCCAAUGCCAGGCUAGGUUUGUCAGCGAAUCUCUGUUGGAGCAUCACUGCAGAACCCUAUGCCACAAUCCGCAGAAAGUUUUCCAGUGCCGCAAGUGUCCUCUGCGCUUCCGCUGGCGGGAGAACCUGAAGCUUCACAUGAACCUGUCCCAUCAGCAAACCGAAAUCUCAAUCCCCGAUGAAUCCCCUCCGGCACAUGGCGAUCUUCAGUGCGGCGAGUGUCAUCGCAGCUUCAAGAUGCAGAAGGAUCUCACACGCCACACCCUCAUGCACGGCCAGGAGUCGAACAUCUACCGAUGUCGUUGGUGUGCUCGUCGCUUCUAUCGCUGGGCCAAUCUUGUACAGCAUAUCGUUCGCCAUGGGAUAACUGCCGGCCAAUUGCCCUAUGCCGAGGCCAUUCUGGAGUCCUACGGCAAUCCUGGUGGCCAAAAGAAGGUGGAGUGUCGCGUGUGCAGCGUAAGCUUUUCCACCAUCGCCGCUCUGCGUCUGCAUCUGGAAACCAUGCCAGCAGGAAGCCACCACGAGUUCACCUCAAAUCAGAACUACUCUAUUACCAACCAGAUGGGCUACGAGAUGGAGCUGAAUGAUUCGGAGACUGACGAUGGCGGUGCUAUUAAGCCACCCGGUGCUCCUGCUUCCUAUACUUGCGGUAUGUGCCAACUGAGGUGCACGCGGAAGUUCGAGCUGCAACAGCACCAGCAGGCCAUGCACCGGAUGGAGAAGAUUCCCGACGGUUGUGAUAAGUGCAUCUUCAAAAGCGUUUGCCCAGACAUAAUUGCUCAUCAUAAGAAAACGCAGUGCGAGAAUCGGGAGAAGCAGUUCACCUGCACUCGUUGUGGCUACAAGUUCAUGUGGGAGUCCAAUCUGCUGCAGCACAUGCAGUUGCAGCAUGAAAAGUCAGAGGAUCAUGAGCUGGAUGAAUCCAAGGAGGCGUCUGGGGACGAACCGAAAGCAGAGAGCCAGGUGUUCCAGUGUGGACUUUGCCCCAAGAAGUACAACCGAAAGGAUCGGCUUACGGCGCACGCAAAGAAGUUCCACGGACCGGAUGGCAAGGGUCCUAGUUUAGUGAAGGCCUCUAAUCGACCGACAUCGCCCAAGGAACCAAAGCGAUUCCUGUGCGCAUUCUGCGGCAAGGCGGUCAGCUCCUCUUCCAACCUGAUCAUCCACAUGCGGCGUCAUACCGGCGAAAAGCCUUUCAAGUGUGAAUACUGCACGAUGGCCUUCCCGCGAUCCUCCGACCUCCAGUGCCACCGAAGGACGCACACUGGCGAACGUCCGCAUGUGUGCACUGUUUGCCAGAAGGGAUUCGCCCGCUCGUACAAACUGCAGCAGCACAUGCGCAUCCACAGCGGAGAGCGGCCGUACAAGUGCACCUACUGCGAGAAGAGCUUCACGCAGUCCAACGACCUGACCCUCCACAUCCGCCGGCACACUGGCGAGCGGCCCUACCAAUGCGGCGUCUGCGGAGAGCGUUUUAUCCAGGGCACCGCGCUGAAGAACCACCGCAUGCAGCAGAGCCACUACGAGGAGGGCCAGGAAUCGGCGGAGCCCCCAAGACGAACGGUUCUGGAGCAGUUCUCUAUAUAAGAGUGGGGAAUAAAAGGACUUCCCAAACUUUAAAGCUGAGUUUUCUUUACUUACCCGCUAUUUUUUAGGGUCAACGGCAAUUUAACGUAUAAGAUUUUAAAUAAAUAUUUUAAUAAA
Drosophila ficusphila is the source of this 4532-nucleotide messenger RNA. Its product is annotated as zinc finger protein 91. Gene Ontology annotation, molecular function: chromatin insulator sequence binding; zinc ion binding. The record is from RefSeq and is a predicted model, not a curated record. Gene Ontology annotation, cellular component: chromosome; nucleus. Gene Ontology annotation, biological process: regulation of transcription by RNA polymerase II. Bases 123 to 4415 code for a protein of 1430 amino acids. The transcript has 5 exons. NCBI's taxonomy places the organism in Eukaryota, Metazoa, Arthropoda, Insecta, Diptera, Drosophilidae.